AUGUCCAAAUAUAUUGGGCAUGCUCCAUGUGGUUCACCAUUACCACCAAGAAUGGACGAUCAAAAGCAUACAUUGACAAUACAAACAAAAUUUAACAUUUUUAUGAAUGAACGUUGGACUCCUGCAGCAGCAAAUGAGGAUAUUGAAGCAUUGUUGAAAAAAUUCGAUGAAACUUAUUUUGUCAAUAUGAUAUUUGAUGGUUAUACGUUUGAUCCGAGGAAUUAUGAUGAGAAUGUUCAAUACAUUGCCAAUCUACCCACCUUGGAAAAACGUGAAGUUGAUAAGUGGAUAGAGAAAAUCAACCAUGCAGGAGGAAUCAGUAGAUCUACCCAUAUAUGA
Didymodactylos carnosus is the source of this 339-nucleotide messenger RNA. NCBI's taxonomy places the organism in Eukaryota, Metazoa, Rotifera, Eurotatoria, Philodinida, Philodinidae. The record is from the annotation of a GenBank genome assembly.